CUAGUUACUUGGAGCACCGACAGCAAGUAAACUGCGCGAAUUGGUGCUGUCAGGGGCUGCAAAUUCUAGAAGUCCAGCCGGCUUCAACGCCGAGUCCCUUAGCUACGUUUUAACAAUCAGCAUUCUGUAAAACCCUUACUAUGGGUCCACAAAAGAAGAAAAACCUGCUGGACGACGAAGAUGGCACUGACGCGCCGGUCGAUUUCAGCGUGCGGGUCAACAAGGAGUUCGCCGCUCGCUUUGAGCACAACGAGCGGCGGAAGGAGCUGCACCGGCUGCAAGCGAAGUAUCCGGAGGAAGCGGAGAAGCUUGCACGCAAGCUUGCCCGUGAGGCUGCCAUAGCCGCGGGCCAGCAGCCGGCGCCAGACAGCGAUGCUGAUAGCUCGGAUGACGAGGAGGAGGAUGAGGGCGAGAUCCCGGAGGAGACGGAGGCAAAGAUCUUUGAGACCAUGCUGCGCAUCCGGCAGAAGGACCCCGCCAUCUACCAAAAGGACGUGAAGUUCUUUGACGAUGAGGAGGAGGGCGGCGAGGAGGUCGAGGAGGGUGCGGGCGGCGCCAAGCAGAAGAAGGCGAAGAAGGAGAAGCCCAUGUAUCUGAAGGACAUGAUUGCCAAACACGCGCUGGAGUAUGGACCUGAGGUCAGCAGCGAUGACGAGGAGGAGGGCGGCCGCAAGGCGGGCGACAGCCGCCACCCCAAAGCAUAUGACCCGGAGCAGGAGGCGAUGCGCAAGGCCUUCCUGGCGGCGGCCACGGAAGCGGAGGAGGGGAUGGACGGUGAAGAAGCCCUGGGCGGAGUGCUGCGCCCCCGCGGCAAAUCCGCGGGUAGCGAAGAUGAUGACGAGGACGAGGAGGAGGAAGAGGAGGAGGCGCCCAAGCCUAAGAAGCAAAAGAAGGAGAAGAAGGAGAAGAAGGUCAAGAAGCUGGCUGACGCCUACUUUGCGGAUGAGAACGACGAGGACAAGUUCCUCAAGGAGUACAUUCUCAAUAAGGGCUGGGUGGACCGCGAGGAGGGCUACGUGCCCAGCUACCGCGAGAUCGUGGGCGACCAGGAUGAGGACGACGGCGGCGAGGACGGCGGCGACGGCAUCGACGACGAGGAGGAUGAACGCUACCUGCGGUCCGUGGACGCCUUCGAGGCCAAAUACAACUUCAGGUACGAGGAGCCGGGCGCGGACCGCAUCAUCACGCACCCCCGUAACGUGGAGGGCACGGUGCGCAAGGAGGACGACCGGCGCAAGCGGCAGCGCGACGCCAAGAAGGCGCGGCAGGAGGCGGCGGAGGCGGAGGCGCGCGAGGAGGUGAAGCGCAUGAAGAACCUGAAGAAGCAGGAGAUCGAGUCCAAGCUGGACAAGCUGCGCAACGUGGCGGGCGUUGCUGCGCCUGCGGCCACCAGCCUGGACGACGUGCUGGAGGGCGACUUCGACCCGGAGGAGUGGGACAAGAAGAUGGCGGCGGCUUUCAACGAUGACUACUACGACGCUGAGGAGGAGCUGGAGGGCCUGGCUGACGACCUCGACCUGCUGGCCGGCGACAGCGACGAGGAGCUGGGCAUUGCCGGGGCUGGGCUCAGCAGCGAGGGAGAGGAGGAUGACGUUGAAGAGGAGGAUGGCGGGGAGGAAGACGGGGAGGAGGGCGGCAAGAAGAAGAAGCCCAUCAAGUUUGCGGACAUCAGGAAGAAGAUCAAGGAGGUGGACGCGCUCAGUGAAGACCCCGACGAUGACGAGGGCGACGGCAAGCAGGCGGGCGGCCAGAAGAAGAAGAGGGCGGACCCGGCGGAGUUGGCCCGGCAGCGCAACGAGCUGCAGCGGCUGUUGGAGGACUACUACAAGCUGGACUAUGAGGACAACGUGGCAGGCAUCAAGACGCGUUUCAGGUACAAGCCGGUGGACCCCAGCACGUUCGGCCUGAGUGUGGACGACAUCCUGCGCCUGGACGACAAGUCGCUGAACCAGGUGGUGGGCAUCAAGCGCCUGGCACCCUACCGCGAGGACGCCACCAAGCUGCGCCCCAACUACAAGGCGCUGCAGAUGGUCACCGCGGAUGCGGCGAAUGCCAAGCAGAAGAGGCGGGAGUACAAGAAGCGGGACUGGGAGAAGGGCCGCGACGGGAGAGGUGGCGGCAAGGGGGGCAACUGGUGGCAGGGCAAGGAUGUCCGCGACAGCGGCAACGGCGCGGGCGCAGGGCCAGGCAGCGCCGCCGCCAACGGAUCCGGCGAGCCCGAGCGGAAGCAGAGUGAUGGCGAGGGCAAGGUCACCGACGCCAAGCACGCAGACCAGCAGCAGCAACAGCAGCAGGAGCGGAAGCGCAAGGAGCGCGAGGCGGGGCCGGGGCCGGGCUCGCGCGGUGAUGCGGCGGGCGGCGACGGCGCCGGCCAGAAGCGGCAGCGGGAGGACGGUGGUGCUGGUCGGGGGCACGGCCACGGCCAAGGCCAGGGCCACGGCCACGGCCACGGCCAGGGCCACGGCCAGGGCAAAGGCCACUUCAAGCCCAGGGAGUGGAAGCCCAAGCAGGUGGACCCGCAGCAGGCACGCUUGGCGUCGUAUGCGGUGCCCACACUUAAGAAGGACAACGCAGGGGCGGCAGGGCCAGGCGGCUACAAACGGAAACGGGACGACGCGGACGGCGGCAAGCACAAGCAGCAGCAACAGCAACAGCCCAAGUCGGACGGACCGCAGCUGUCUCGGGCGCAGAAGAAGAACCUCAAACGCACGCAGAAGCGCGCCGAGAAGAAGGCAACGCCAGGGGAGCCCAAGGCAGGGGAGGCGUGAGCGGGCUGGUCUUGGCGUGUGUGCGUGUGUGUAUGUAUGUGUGUGUAUGUGUGUCGGUUGGUGGUGGGGUGGCAGGAGGUUAUGCGUCCCGGGUAUGCGUCCCGUUCCUCCCGUCUAGCGCAUGCUUGUCCCGGUGGCUAGGCAACAUGUGUAGGUGCGCGGUUAUGGAAUCAGCCGCAUCAACUUCAGUAAGCGGUGUGCAAGUGAUAGGCGGACGACGGCGGCGAGUGUGUAGUGGCGCUUGGUCUCCCAGCCGCUUGCAGUGGACCGCUUACACUGCUUUGUUGGUCCAGCGUGCAUAGUCAACCGUAUGCUUUGUGUAAGACGGCAAAAUG
Chlamydomonas reinhardtii is the source of this 3103-nucleotide messenger RNA. RefSeq lists its product as uncharacterized. Gene Ontology annotation, cellular component: 90S preribosome; nucleolus. NCBI's taxonomy places the organism in Eukaryota, Viridiplantae, Chlorophyta, Chlorophyceae, Chlamydomonadales, Chlamydomonadaceae. The record is from RefSeq and is a predicted model, not a curated record. Gene Ontology annotation, biological process: endonucleolytic cleavage in ITS1 to separate SSU-rRNA from 5.8S rRNA and LSU-rRNA from tricistronic rRNA transcript (SSU-rRNA, 5.8S rRNA, LSU-rRNA). The coding region runs from base 141 to 2768 and encodes 875 amino acids. The transcript is spliced from 14 exons.